AUGUGUAACGAAAUUCAAGAGAAACAAUCUGAAGUCAUCGAUCUCACCGAGAAUGAUGAAGACGAAAACGUGGAUAGUGCUAAAAGCACUCGUGAGGACUUGUCAACAUAUUGCUGUUCAUUUAGAAUAGUAGUACGGAACGAAGCUUCGUUGGACACAACGAUAACUAGUGAAAGAACUAGUCAACUACCUGCUUCACAGCCGGACGAACACCGUACCAAACCAUCAUUAGACAAACAGAGGAUUAUCAAGAAAAAGAGCAAAUCAUGGAGAAACAGAUAUAUUGUCGUUGAUUCUCUCGAAGGUUUGAAAAAGUUACCGAAUAAUUCCGUCCAGUGUAUCGUCACGUCUCCGCCAUAUAACAAACUUGGUCUUCGAGAAGGUCGCCCGUACCUUGGACAAAUUAUCUACGAUACGUACGAUGACAACAUGAACGAGGAAGAAUAUCAACAAUGGCAAUUGAAAAUACUCAAUGAAAUUAAUCGUGUUCUCAAACCAAAUGGUUCGGCAUUUUACAAUCACAAAGAUCGACGUUACUGCGGACAGGAUUAUAGACCUGAAGAUUUCGUCUCCAAAAGUGAUUUGAAGAUGUAUCAAACAAUAAUAUGGGAUCGCGGUUCAACAGUGAAUCAAAAUACGGCUUAUUUUCGCCCAAACGUCGAAAAAAUCUUCUGGUUGACUAAAGCUUCAUCGGGCACGCCAAAAUUCUACCGUAAUCGUUUACCAGAAUGUUUCAAAAGCUCAGUCUGGCGAAUACCACCUGAAAAAAAGAAUAAACAUCCUGCACCAUUUCCAUUAAUUUUAUCGGAAAUUUGUAUUUUGGCCACAACAGAUGAAGGCGAUUUAGUUUUGGAUCCGUUUGCAGGCUCUGGUACAACUCUGUUAGCAGCUGCAAAUCUGAAACGAUCGUAUCUUGGGUUUGACCUAAGUCACAAUUACAAAAAGAUGUUCCGUCAACGAAUAGCUGCGUCGAAGAAGAUACAUCUGUGGGAACAAAUGUACACAGUGGAAAAAAUCGUUGAUCACCGGAUUCGAAACGGACGCGUGGAAUAUCUUCUGAAAUGGAAAGGAUACAGCGAAAAAGAAAACACGUGGGAACUUGAAGAAAACCUGCAUUGUCCAGGUCUACUUCAACAAUUCAAAGCAUCAUUAUCAAAUCGGAAGAAAGCAAAGAUUAAGUCGUCGAACAAGAAACCAGUUAAAUUGAUUCAUUCCAAUUCGUCAUGUGAUCGCAAGCGAAGUAUAUCGUCCAUCAGUUCAUCGAGCUCCGACCAAAGCGAUGAAAGUGAAACGAAACGACAAUGUCGCGGGAAAGCAUCAGCCGUCAACAAAACUUCAGUUUCUUCUGAAUCAUCCGACGAUAAUGACUAUGAAAAUGUUAUCCUUAGUAGCCAUCGAUUACGACGAAGAGGCUGA
This is a messenger RNA of Adineta ricciae, 1416 nucleotides long. NCBI's taxonomy places the organism in Eukaryota, Metazoa, Rotifera, Eurotatoria, Adinetida, Adinetidae. The record is from the annotation of a GenBank genome assembly.